Molecule: messenger RNA, 6416 nt
Organism: Epinephelus fuscoguttatus (brown-marbled grouper)
Lineage: Eukaryota; Metazoa; Chordata; Actinopteri; Perciformes; Serranidae
Product: proline-rich protein 36-like
Exons: 2
Coding region: 13-5397 (1794 amino acids)
Source: RefSeq, a predicted model, not a curated record
UCUCAGGACGCAAUGAGGUUAACAGCACUGCGCGUAUGUGGGAUCCUGCUGGCUUUCUCGACCCUGUCUUGGACCACAACAGACUCUGAUGAAGGAAACGUCCUGGGGGAUCAUGGAUUUGGGCCCUGCACUGCAACUUUGAGACCUGAGGGGCUGUGCAGACAUGGACAGGAUGAGAACACGUGUCCAUACCUAUUCAGUCUGCCGCCGCUGACUCUCCAUUUGCCAAACCAGCUCAGAGAGCUGGAGCAGAUCGUGAAGGAUUUGCAGAAGCUGAAGGACAACGUGGACCAACUGAGGAAGAUGUGUGCAGAUUGUACAGUAAGCCAAACUGAGAGAGAGUGUGGAAGGCAAAGAGAGAGACAGCAUGAAAAGCUGAAUGAGGGUACGGAUAGACAUGAGGAUGAGAGGAACUGGCUGAAUGAGAGAAAACCUGACAGGCCGAAAGAGUUUGGUCCACAGUGUGGGACAGACAGGGUUAAAGCAGAAAAGAUUACGGAGGGGGACGGUGACACUGAUUCAGAAAAAAGAACAAUUUUGGAAGAGAAAGACAGAAAGAAAUGGGAAGCAGAGAGAGGGAGCGAUAAAGGGGUCGUAAAAGAAAAUGAGAGGGAAGAAACCCUAAAAGAAAUGUCAGAAAAUUAUGGAAAAACUAAAACAGAAGGGGCAAAAGGAAAGGACAAAUUAGGGCAGGCAAAGGUGCAAACGGCUGGUGGAAAUGAGAGGACAGUGGAUAUUAUCAACAAAAAUGUUGUUGAAAAGAAUAACAAGGAGAUAGAGACAGACAGAAAUAAGGACAAAGAUGGAAAAGGGAAUUCAAAGCGAGAUCCAGAAGAUAAGUUGGAGAGUGGAAAAGAGAGGGAGAUUACGAGUAAUGUAAAAAAUAAGGAGAAGACAGAAGAAAGUGACCAUCACGUGAGGCAACAUGAAACAAAGGAAACAGGGAAAAAGACCCAAACUGAAGCAGACAGGGGCAGUGAUGGAAUAAAGAUGUCCGAGGACCAUGAUGAGCAUACAAAUAAGGAGCGAAAGCAGCAUGGGGAGGAGAGGAAAAAGGAAAUGGAAAAGGGAAUAAAAGUGGAGCGAAAUAAUGAGAAACCAAAACAGACUGAAAGCAUCGGGCGUGCAGAAAAAGAGACUAUAAAAGAGGGGGAGGAGGAGGACGGGGAGGCAGGAAGAGAGAUCAAAACAGAGAGAGAAAAAACGGUCCAGAGUGUGCAGAGGGACAGUGAUGGAGAAUUAGCAUCCAGCAAGGCAACUGAGAGGACAGACUUUGUUUCAAUCAGUCCGACUCCUCACCCCAUCAUUAGUUUAACUCCAGGGCACGACUCCAUGGACUCAAACGAAGCUACAACCUUUACAUCAUUUCUUCCAUCUCCUCCUUUGUCCAGCCCGACUUCACAUUUGGUCACAGAUGCCAAUCAAGGGAUGACAAUAGUUGAUGAUGGACUACCAACUCAAAGCGCAGGCCUUGGAGCAGCUGGCAUUUCUGAACAGCCGCGCCCUGAUGGAAAGGAAGGCUUUAGGACCACAAGUAUGCCAACAACAACAGCCACAAUAAACACGUUGGGUGGUCCUGGACAACAGAUUACCAGAGCCACUGAUGGGUUCACCUCUACAACCCGUGCAAGACCUGGGGCAGGCUUCCAGGGUCGAGUUAGCUUGACUACGGCAACUAUAACUCCUCGUCAGAAUUUAUACACAACUACAUUUCCAGGAGUCGCAGACCGCGGCCGUUGGACAGCUAAAAAGAACAUCAGCUCAAACACUAAGACUGGCAUGAAACCUCCACCAGGCCGAGGACCAAAGCCUGGUGAAAAGCAUAAACCAGCAAUUAAGCCUGACGCAGACCAAAAACUAAAAAAUCCAAAGAAUGACCGUAAACCUGGCGGAGCCCCUUUGCCUGACAGAAAAACAAAACAUGACCAAAAGCAGAAGCCUUCCCACCAGAAACCCACAACUGAGCGAAAAUCUAAACCUGGCAAAGACCCUAAACGAGUCCAGGUCCCAAAACCUGACCAAAGACCUCGACCUGAUCAUUUAGAGACUGAUCAAAAUCUGAAAAACAAUAAAAUACCUAAACAUGACCAAGAACAUACAACUGAUCAAAGCCAGUUACCUGUGCAGAAGCCAAAAACUCAUCAAAAGGCUAUGCCUCCUGUUCACAGACCUGCACCUCAUCAAAGACCUCAAACUGUAAAUGCAACUGGUUCUGGCAAAGACCCUCGAACUGACCGAGAGACUGAAUCUGUUGAAAAACCAAUUAUUACUAAACCCUCAAAACCUGGGAAAAAGCCAGAUCAUCCUCUGACAACUGACAAACUUGACCAAACUCAAAAACCUCACAAGAAGCCGAAAGUUGAAGAAAAGCCUAAACCUGAUCAAGGGUCUAGGAUAAACCAGUAUUUCACACCUGAGCAAGAGCCUGAACCUGAAACAAGUGAACCAACUAGCUUCACACCAAAAUCUAACCAAAAGCCUAAACCUGAUCAAGGGUCUAGGAUAAACCAGUAUUUCACACCUGAGCAAGAGCCUGAACCUGAAACAAGUGAACCAACUAGCUUCACACCAAAAUCUAACCAAAAGCUUAAACCUGAUCAAGGGUCUAGGAUAAAUCAGUAUUUCACACCUGAGCAAGAGCCUGAACCUGAAACAAGUGAACCAACUAGCUUCACACCCAAAUCUAACCAAAAGCCUAAACCUGAUCAAGGGUCUAGGAUAAACCAGUAUUUCACACCUGAGCAAGAGCCUGAACCUGAAACAAGUGAACCAACUAGCUUCACACCCAAAUCUAACCAAAAGCCUAAACCUGACCAAAAGCUUAAACCCGAUCAAGGGUCUGCAAUAGACCAAUAUUUUACACCUGACCAAGAGCCUGAACCUGAAACAAGUGAACCAACUAGGUCCACACCCAAAUCUAACCAAAAGCCUAAACCUGAUCAAGGGUCUAGGAUAAACCAGUAUUUCACACCUGAGCAAGAGCCUGAACCUGAAACAAGUGAACCAACUAGCUUCACACCAAAAUCUAACCAAAAGCUUAAACCUGAUCAAGGGUCUAGGAUAAAUCAGUAUUUCACACCUGACCAAGAGCCUGAACCUGAAACAAGUGAACCAACUAGCUUCACACCAAAAUCUAACCAAAAGCUUAAACCUGAUCAAGGGUCUAGGAUAAACCAGUAUUUCACACCUGAGCAAGAGCCUGAACCUGAAACAAGUGAACCAACUAGCUUCACACCCAAAUCUAACCAAAAGCCUAAACCUGACCAAAAGCUUAAACCCGAUCAAGGGUCUACAAUAGACCAAUAUUUUACACCUGACCAAGAGCCUGAACCUGAAACAAGUGAACCAACUGGCUUCACACCAAUGUCUAACCAAAAGCCUAAACCUGAACGAGGGUCUGCGAUAAACCAGUAUUUCACACCUGACCAAGAGCCUGACCCCGAAACUAGUGAACCAACUAGCUUCACACCAAAAUCUAACCAAAAGCCUCAAACAGAAUUAAAGGAAAAGUCUGAUGAAAAUCCUAAAUCUGUCAAAGACUCAACACCUGGACAAAAGCUCACACCUGAUCGUGGCCCAAUCAAACGCCCUGAUCAAAACCCUAAACCUAGCCAGAAAUUUCCUAAAACAAACCAAAGGCCAAAACCCAACCAAAAACAUCCAGAGCUUGUAACAGGCCAAAAGACGAAACCAAACAUGAAGCCUAAACCUCCACAAACCAAUCAAGGUAUUAGAACGCCUCGGCCUGUCCAAAUGCCUGACCUUAACCCCAAAUCCGUGCGUGAUGAAAUUCCUGAAGCACAAUCUAACAAAACAUCCAAACCGAGGCCUCCACCCAGACACAGGCCACCAACCAGACCUACACUCAGGCCAGGAGCAACACCCCUUCAAAGGCCAAAACCAGCAGUGCAACUAGAGCCAAGUCCAAAGACCAAAACAGACGUAGAUCCCCUUCAAAUCAGCGGGACUGAUUCAAACAACAUCCAAGCCUUUCAAACUGACAUGCCACCUGCACCAGGCCCUGCAACACAGAUUGGUGAAGUCACUCAUGCUCCGGGGGUCACAGAGUUCAGUCCCAGCACGAUGAAAACUAUCACUGCGGGUCCAAAGACCUCCAACAGCCUGGAGACUGGACCCUUCCCUCGCCCUCACACUCUCUCUGAAGGCUUCACGAUGAGCCCAAACAGCAGGAUUACGUCUGAUCUGAGGCCACAAACAGCCAGUCAACCACCAUCGAUCCCAAUGACAACAAAACCAAACAAAAUCAUCCAUGGGAUCCUCCCAAGUGUUAUCCCUAGCACAAGUCCAAAAUCCACAAAGCCAAAUCUAGCAUCUAAUACUGACUCCAGCUUACUCCACAGUGUGGAGGUAGCAGCACCCACACAAACUCCAUAUCCAGACAAAAUGAUGAUUCCAGUCCCUACACGCAGUGCCCAAACUACCUCCACAAUCAGCCCUGACCUCAGGUCAACAACCCCUGCCACCUCUGGCCCCGAGCCCCCAGCUGUGGAGUCUUCCACUCCCAGUGCACGAGAGCUGCGUGUGAAAAUCAACCAGGUGGCCGCUUUCCUCAACAACAGCCUGACUCCAAAUGGAAGGCCACCGGACAGGCGUCCAAAAGAGCACCUGGGAGACAACAAAGGAGGCAGCAGACCUGAAAAUAAAGUACCAGCAGUGAAACCGUCUAAAGUUACUAUGCCGAGAGACUGCUCCGACCACCUGCUCAGGGGAGAGACAAGAAGCAGAGUGUACCUGGUGACCCCUGACCUCCGCAGCAGAAGCUUCCCAGUCCUCUGUGACAUGGAGCUGAAUGGAGGAGGGUGGACGCUCCUGCAGCGCCGGCAGGACGGCAGCGUGAGCUUCAACCGCACCUGGGCUGAGUACCGAGCAGGCUUCGGGGAGCUGGACGGAGGGGAGUUCUGGCUGGGCAACAACAUGAUCCACCUGCUGACCCGGGACAGGGACAUGGUGCUGCGGGUGGAGCUGGAGGACUUUGAAGGGGUGAUGGAGUAUGCAGAGUAUGAGCACUUCAGGGUGGCGAGUGAGCGGCUGCGCUACAGGCUGUCAGUGGGUGGUUACUCUGGCACUGCAGGUGAUGCUCUCCGCUUCAGUAAGCAGUACGACCACAACAACAGGGCGUUCACCACGCCGGACAGAGACAACGACCGCUAUCCAUCCGGGAACUGCGGGGCCUACUACAGCUCCGGCUGGUGGUUUGAUGCCUGCUUGGCUGCAAACCUCAACGGGAAGUACUAUGCGGGGAGGUACAAGGGAGUCCGGGACGGGAUCUACUGGGGGACAUGGCACAACAUAUCUACAGAGUUUUACCCCACCAAUGACAGACAGUCUUUUAAAAAGGUCAGGAUGAUGAUCCGUCCAAAGGGCUUUGCACCAUGAGCUGAGACUCAAAGGGUCCGACUACCAACUUCAACAAUAAACUCUUGAGAUGCUCAUUAUAGUUCAAUAAACCCAGCAUACCCUCCACAACUGUUAUACUAUAAACACAAUGCUGCCGCCUUGUGGCGUUUGGUUCUGCAAUACUGAUUAAAAAAAAAAAAUAAAAUAAAAAAAAAUUAAGGCCUACAGGAUGAUAUGACAAUAACUGAGGGUGUACAUAGUCAUAAACGUUACGGUCAUAAUUACGAAGUAUCUUUUUAAUAACCUUUAAUAUUAAGGGACUGUUCUUUAUUUAUCAGAGGAGGGGGUGGCUGGGGUGUGACUUUUUUUUUUUACCCUCCCCGAAGCUACAAAUAUUUUCCCAUGAGCCUCCCUCAGUGACUGGCGGAAAAUGCACGACCCUCCCUCCACCAUAAAUAAGUUAUUAGUUUUUUAAAACCUCACCUUUGAUGUUUAAAAGUUAGAAAUUAAAGAUAAAAUCCUGGAGUUGAAAAAAGCCUCAGUUUCUCAAGCUUGUUCAUGCAAAUGUUUAUUUUUGGCCAAAUUUUAAAUGAAACGUAGCAUAAAGUGAUUUUGAUGAAAUAUCACUAUUUUAAAAUUAGAUUUGGUCCUGUUUUUUUUCUGUUGAAAGAGGUUGUUGCACACAUUGUGUCAAAAUCCGAUGAUAAUUUCUGUUUUUACAGUUUCUGACUAUGAUAAAUGGUGUAAUUUCUGUGAUUUUUAAAAUAAAACAUGCCUAUGCCAUUAAAAAAAUAAAGCAAAAAUACAACCAUUUAAAUUUGUAUACCCCUACCCACCUGCUCUCCUCUCACAAGUAACAAACAGUCCCUAGUAUGUCUCUUUGUUGAAUGGACUUUGUUUAAUGACAGGAGAGGUAAAUUCUCUUGUGAAGAGUUAUUUUUUGGUGAAUCUGACGGGUAUGUGGCAACAGAGAAUGAUAUUUUUAUUAUUACAGUACUGGAAAGCCAGUUGAUGGUUGAUUGAAGCUGUAUGGGAUGUUUUAGAAUUAAGAUUGUUUU